Messenger RNA from Quercus robur (English oak), 1341 nucleotides. RefSeq names its product disease resistance protein RPV1-like. The record is from RefSeq and is a predicted model, not a curated record. Bases 151 to 1341 code for a protein of 396 amino acids. Gene Ontology annotation, molecular function: ADP binding. Gene Ontology annotation, biological process: signal transduction; defense response. The transcript is spliced from 3 exons. NCBI's taxonomy places the organism in Eukaryota, Viridiplantae, Streptophyta, Magnoliopsida, Fagales, Fagaceae.
CCCCCAUCUUCCUUGGUGGUUCUUGGAAGAUAACAAGAAGACUACCGAUCGACCAAGUCUACAAUUAAUAAUGUUUCGCCGCGCAUUGGUCUUUUUUAAUUUGCUUUGCUUAAUUUCUUUCUUGGAAGAAUAGUUUGUUGCUCUGCUUUCAUGGCGCUAACAACCUUUUCUUCAUCAUUCACAUCCAGCCCAAGUCCUACAUGGGGUUACGAAGUAUUUGUAAGUUACAAUGGCGAUGAUACUGGCAAAAGCUUUACAGACCAUGACCUCUUUGCUGCUCUAAAACGGCACGAGAUUCGCGCCUUUAGAGAUGACAAGGAGCUCGAGAGAGGGAAAGAUAUUUGGACCGAGCUAGAGAAGGCAAUCGAGACAUCAAGGAUUGCUAUUAUAGUGUUCUCCAUAAAUUACGCUGCUUCCAGCUGGUGUCUGAAUGAGCUGGCUAAGAUCUUGGAAUGCAGACGGAGCUUGCAGCAAAUUGUACUGCCCAUUUUCUACAAUGUGGAGCCGUCCAAGUUGCGUGCACUGAAGGGGAAUUUGGCCCAAGUAUUUGCCAGUCAUGUGGAGCGUUUCGGGGAAGGUAAGGUGCAGAGGUGGAGGACUGCUUUGACUGAGGCUGCAAACUUGGCCGGGUGGGACUCGGGAAAUGACGCACAUCGUUCCGAGUCAAAGCUUAUAGAGAAAAUUAUUGGAGAUAUUUUGAUUAAAUUAAAUCUGGCAUACUUCACUGUUACACCCUACCCAGUUGGAGUUGAGUCUCGGGUGCAAGAAAUCAAUAAGCAUUUAGAUGAGUAUGCAGGUGAUGUUUGCAUGGUUGGCAUUUGGGGGAUGGGUGGCAUUGGCAAAACAACAAUUGCCCAAGCUCUAUAUAACCUAAUAAAAUGUAAAUUCGAAGUAAGUUGCUUUCUUGAAAAUAUACGAACAAGAUCUGAACAAUCAGGUGGUCUGAUUGAUUUACAAGAGCAAAUUAUUUCCAGUGCCCAAGUAAAUUCCAAGAAAAAAGUUAGGGAUGUUUAUGAAGGAAUUAGUGUUAUAAGAGACAUAAUUCAGAGUAAAAAGUUUCUUCUUGUUCUCGAUGAUGUGUGGGGCCCUGAUGAGUUAAGAAAGCUAGGUAUUGAUAAGGAUUAUUUUCAACCAGGAAGUAUAAUUAUUAUUACAUCAAGAGCUAAGCACCUGCUACAUGGUGCUGGGUGUGAUUUCAUCUAUGAAUCACCGUUCCUGGAUUACAAUGAGUCUUUUCAGCUCUUUAGUUGGCAUGCAUUUGGAAAAGACCAUCCUAAUGAAAAUUAUGUAGUGCUCACAAACGAAGUAGUAUAUUAUGCUCAGGGACUUCCAUUGAAUUGA